Molecule: messenger RNA, 1586 nt
Organism: Aricia agestis (brown argus)
Lineage: Eukaryota; Metazoa; Arthropoda; Insecta; Lepidoptera; Lycaenidae
Product: venom carboxylesterase-6-like
Exons: 3
Coding region: 30-1586 (518 amino acids)
Source: RefSeq, a predicted model, not a curated record
UUAUUUAUUGUACAGCCUUCGUGCAUAUUAUGAAGAAUAAUAAGACUGUUAUUAUUGGUAAAAAGUUUGUGACGAUUUUCAACAAGGAUGCGUACGCUGCGUUUUAUAAUAUCCCUUACGCGGACGUACCAGUUGGAGAUUUGAGAUUUAAGCCACCAAAGGAAAAAUCUGAUCUGUUGGGUCAACAGAUUCAUGACUAUAGCGAAUAUUACAGUGACAGUGUAUUUGAUCUGGAAGAUUGUUUGCGCCUCUCUGUUUACGUUCCUAUGAUUAACACCACGGACAAAUAUCCCGUUUUAGUGUGGAUAACCAACAACAAAAUCGAUUUUGGUCCAGAUUUCUUCAUUGAAGAACGAAUCGUAGUCGUCAAAGUGAGAUAUAGAACGAGCAUAUUCGGUUUCUUGAAUACUGGCGACGAUUUUGCUGAGGGCAACAUGGGCGCGAAGGACGUUAUUGCAGCGUUAAAGUGGAUACAGAAAAAUAUAUCCUAUUUCAAAGGGGAUAAACAUAAAAUUACCGUGCUGGGACACAGUAAUUCUGCAGUAUUGGUAUCAGCACUGCUCGUGUCUCCGAUCGCCAAAGAUUUGUUUUCGAGAGCCAUUGUGUUAGAUGGAAGUGUUUUAUGUCCAGAAAAUUACAGAUUUCACAAUUUCGAAAUACUAAAUAAGUUGUACUGUAAAAUGAAGGGACGUUUUGAUAAAUUCGACCGCGGGGAAUUAUACGAAAAGUUAAAAAGCAUGUCGGCGUCCGAGUUGGUGGUGUUGGCGCGAAAUCUCUACGAUAGCAGCGAAGUGAGAAAUAAUCAGAGACCCAUUAAAAGUUUUACUCUAUCGAGGGAAACGUCUAGGAACGCUUUCUUAAGGAAUUCUCCGAUCGACUUGUAUUGCGAUAAGAAAAUUAACAAACUAAAAGUGAUAUUUGGCUACACUAACUUAAGAUCUUUAUACCGACUCCAGCGCUUUUCAAAGAAUCGAAAUCUACUAAAGUACCUCAAGUACAACUUCCAGUACAUGCUACCAUUCGAGGGAACGACCGACGAAUUCGAAUCGAAAAGAUACAGAAAGAUACAAAAUAAUAUCACAGAGUUUUAUUUCCUCAACGGAACGAUCACCGAUCGAAGUCUCAGAAGAUAUACUAAAUACCUGUCCGACCGAGUUAUAUAUUCGGUGUAUCGUCAGGCGAUGGAACACGAGGGCUCAUAUUUGUGUAGAUUUUCUUUCAAGGGCUCUCUGAAUUUCGGCUGGGACUUAUCUACGCCGGAAUUGAAAUGGAAGGGCGCCACUUUGGGCGACGAAAUCUGCUACCUAUUCAGAUGUAAAUUCGCAGAUGAGGCGUACACAAACGACGGAACGAACGAGAGACGGUUUAUUAAGAAAAUUGUUAAAUUAUUCGCAAAUUUCGUCAGAUAUGGGGAUCCAACGCCAGAAAAAGAGGAUGAUGUGUUGGGAAAUAUAAAAUGGAUGCCAAUGGAUACGGGAUGCCAAGCGUUACAGCUGAGCCGUCACAUCAAAAUGAUAAAUGUACCGGAGUUAAAACGACUCAAAUUCUGGGACGAUUUAAAAAGGGAUUUUUUCGAUAAAAUAUAG